Dendroctonus ponderosae (mountain pine beetle) is the source of this 1681-nucleotide messenger RNA. It is a transcript of the gene Nnp-1, whose product is annotated as ribosomal RNA processing protein 1 homolog. Gene Ontology annotation, cellular component: preribosome, small subunit precursor; nucleus; preribosome, large subunit precursor. NCBI's taxonomy places the organism in Eukaryota, Metazoa, Arthropoda, Insecta, Coleoptera, Curculionidae. Gene Ontology annotation, biological process: rRNA processing. The coding region runs from base 78 to 1610 and encodes 510 amino acids. The transcript is spliced from 6 exons. The record is from RefSeq and is a predicted model, not a curated record.
CCAGUCUCUAACCUCAUUCUACUACUACUGCAAAGUCGUGCUGAAACUGGUCGCAUUUCAGUUCCGUUUCGCGUAAAAUGGCAGUGCUGGGCCCCCAUGAGGCGGCGCCCGCCAAGGACACGCUCCUGCUAGCGCAGGACUUGAACUACGCCAAACAUUUGGCGGCCAACGACGAAAACGAGCGACGCAGGGCGCUGAAGUACCUAAAGAAGUACCUGGACCAGCGGUCCAAAGCUUGCCCCCUAAGCGAGGAGAGCCUGCAGGUGCUGUGGAAGGGGCUAUUUUUCACCAUGUGGAUGUCCGAUCUGCCCCUGGUCCAGGAAGAGUGCGCCGAAAGCAUUGCCCAUCUGAUGCACGCCCUGCCCCUGGCUGAAGCCAUGCGCUUCUUCAAGGAGGGCCUCACGAUGCUCCAGAACGAGUGGCAGGGCAUUGAUCAGCUACGCCUCAACAAGUUCCUUAUGCUGGUGAGGAGGCUGCUGCGCCAGGCCUUGGUCGCCCUUAAGGGCAACAACUUCCGCAAACAAAGCAACGACCUGUUUGCUGCCGCCCUGGAGGAGACCGUGCUGAGAAGCGGGGACGCCGCCCCCUUGGGGCUGGUGAUGCACUUCACUGAGGUCUUCCUGGAGGAGGUGGCUAAGAUCGCUGACGGGAAGCUGCAGCCUUCGCGCACCAUCGACCUGCUGAAGCCGUUUGUGCGGCUGCUGGCCUUUGCACAGGACAAACGCGUGAUCGACUGGGUGGUCAAGUUCAUCUUCACUCACUUGAUGAAGCAGCACAAGCUGGGCCUGGAGUACCAGGAGAAGUAUCGCGUUUGGAAGCAGCAAGGCUUCGCGGGGUCGAUCAACCAGGUGCAGAAGGUGCUGGUGGAGGACGAGGGGGACGAGGCCCCCCAACCGAGCAGGGAGCUGGACCCGAGGGCGGGGCGCGUGGACGUGGAGCUGCCGCCCAUCCUCUUCAACGCCAAGGAGCUGGCCGAGGCGCUGCAGCAGCCGAAGGGCGACCCGCGCACCUCCAAAAGAACCCGCACUCAGCUCAACGUUUGGGCGGCAAAGUUCCUGAAGCUGCACAGCGGCGUGUACCCGCUGGGGCUGAAAAAGCUGCCCCAAUCGAGCCGCAAGCGGAAAGGGGACGGCGACGUCGACAUGAACCCCACAAGGGCGGCCAAGCGCCUGAUCCGCUUCGAGCAGCGCCUGAUGGGCCAGCCGCGGAAGCGCCCACGAACCCGCGAGCGGCCCCCGAAGGCGCCAGCCAAAAAGCGGCGCAUUGAGAAGAAGCAGCCGAUCAAGGGCGACUUUGUGAUCAAGCACGACUGGGGCGUGUGGCACGUGUCGGCGGCCGAGCCCCUCAAACGGCCCCAGGCGCCGCCGUCGAAGCUGCGCGGCAAGGGGCGCGUGGCGAAGCCCCUGCACAGCCCCAGCGGGCCGCGCCGCAAGCGCGUGGUGAUCAACACGCGCCUCAACAGCUCGCAGAACAUCACCGAGCACAUCCAGAAGGUGCAGGCGUCGCCCCAGCCGCCCUGGGACAGCACGCGCAAACCCGGCAAGCCCGUCCUCAAGUCGCCCGUGCGACCCAGCCCCAUCAACCCCUUCUACAAGCUAAGGACUGUUUGAUUUGUUUUUCUGUUCGCACUUUAUACUAAUAAACGCAGCACCCUGAUUGACUAGUUGCUGCUGUUUCUGCA